UCGUCUCGGGCACAGCGCAGUGGGUUUUCUGAAGGCUGCGGCGCGUGCCGCAUGCCAACACCGGCGGUGACCUCGUGCGACCCUAUUAAAACAAGAUACAUCGACGAUCUCACGUAGUCACCAGAAGACACCAUGAGGUUCAUCUACACGUGUUUGUGCUUCGCCUCUGUGCUUAAGAUCGUGCUGCCGGCACCUGCCGACGGUUUCGUGUUCCCUGAUGAUCGGAGACGGGAGAAAAAGUUGGAGCCUGUGAUUACUCCACCUGUUCUACCAGUUUUAGAGCAUUUGGAGCGUGAUCCGAGUACAUUGUUACCGCACGAGAGACGGGCUCCAGGGCCUAGUCAAUUGAAGCCGAGGUUUGGAUUCGGAGGAGGUUUUAACGUCGCUCCGUCUGGAAAUGGGGGUUUGACUGCAAGUGUCAGCAGCAGUGCAAGUGGUCUCGGAGCCAGCCAGUCAGCAUCACAGUCGUUCUCGUUCGGAUUCAAUGAAGGGUUCAGCGCAUCUCACUCCGCCAGCCAAGCGUCGUCGUUCAAUGGCUUCGGAAGCGGCUUCAGCGGUGGUCAGGCGAGUAGCCAAGCGGCGUCGUUCAGCGGCUCCGGGCUUUCAGGAUCGGGGGCGGCUUCGUCGGCAUCAGCACUCGGCAGUGGUUUUGGUGGGAGCGGCGGGAGUGGAAGUCAAAGCGCCUCUUCGGCUUUCGGCUUCAACUCCCUAAACGGCUUCCAGCAGAAACAACCUGACUACUUCGGGGAAGGCUUGCUAGACGUCAGGCAUCGUGGAGUCCCAAACUUCCCCUUCCCUAACUUCGUGGGAAGAAGCAAGGGCGUUGGUGCUGCGGCCUUCCGAAGCGGGAAGAGUGGGCCCUCAUCGAGGAACAGGGACGACUUCCUAGCUGUUCUAGUUUCCGAUUAAACGAUAAUGUCUGUACCAAAAUAUGUAUGUAGAUGUUCCUUUACGAGAACAAUAUCGAUGCAGAAUAAAUACCUCGUAAGUGCAAAAGCGUAAUAUUUCAGAAGGAGGAUAGAGCCUAUAAAACACACACAGUGCUAUACAACGUUAUUUUCCAAAUGUGACUUUCAGCAAAAUUGCAUUUUCGAGGUUCUCGCUCUGAGAAGACGGUAUGUGGACACGUAACCACACACAUACAAAAUAGCUGUUAGUAUGAGGCCAAAACACUAGGUAACUCCUUUAAUCAUGUUGUGUGACAGGAUGUGUAUUGCUAUGCUAAGCACUAGAUUAUUUUCGCAACUCUUUUGUGGCCUCAUAGUAAAAGUUAUUCGUUAUGGUAGUAAACACUUGUGGUUUCAACGUAUUAACGUUAAAUAUUACCAUAUAUUGAAAAUUGAGCCAUACCUUAUCACACGUGGAUUAAUUAUGUACCUGCUGUCGUAAGAAAUUAAUGUCUUUGAAUGUUUAAUCAGUUUAGCAUUAAAAAAGCAAUAUAGUGAAGAUUUAUGGCCUAUGUGAGUCAAUUAACUAUUGGCACAAGACAUUACAAAACUUAAUUAAGUAAUUGCUGCAAACAUGUCUAUUCAAUUCAUUUAAAUUCCGUUUACAUAUAAAUAAUGAGAUGUGCGUCAAAAAAUUUUGUAAAUUAUCCAGAACAGUGUAAGUUCUGUUCUGUAGUUUACUAUUGCCUUGCCCUGGGCAAAGCUCUUCUAAACUAAACUGACACGCCUCACGAUCAGUGAGUAGCCGUAGUGCACCGUGAAUGUCAUUUCAGCUUAAGCCCCGUAAUCAUGGUAAACUUUUGCUUAUAAACAAAGUUGCAUCAACAUGUUGCCAAAUUGCUAGCAACAUGUUGCCGACAAUACUGCGUGUUGCAGACUUGAUAAUAAAAUACAAAAUACUUUUUUGCAGCAACCUUCUUGCUGCUCAUCAAUGUUGCUUAACAAGAGUUAACCAUGGCUUUAAGGUGCACGGAGUUCUUAUGACAGAUAUCAUAGAAAUUCUGCACUAAGGAACAGCUUAAGUAACCAUUAAAUGUCUCUGAGUGUGUCCAAUAAUGUGGUUGUGGACCAUAACACUUCAGCUUAGCCGGGCUAUAGAUACGUCAUAAGAUAUUUCUUUGAAUAAUAGACCCUACCUGCAUAGUUAGGUUUAAGACCGUACUCGUUAAGUAGACUGCGAUUUAUUUAUUGCUUUAAUAUUUAAGUUGUUGUUUUUAAUUUAAUCAUUUUAUAAAAUAAAUAUUAUUUUAAUCAA
Messenger RNA from Helicoverpa zea (corn earworm), 2202 nucleotides. Its product is annotated as spidroin-1-like. The record is from RefSeq and is a predicted model, not a curated record. The transcript has 3 exons. The coding region runs from base 133 to 909 and encodes 258 amino acids. NCBI's taxonomy places the organism in Eukaryota, Metazoa, Arthropoda, Insecta, Lepidoptera, Noctuidae.